CCAGCGUAGCCUGCGCACCCUGCCCCGUCUCGGCACGCGGAGGGCUCGCCGGAGCAGGGAGUCCAGCAGGGCGCCCGACUACCCCCUGGGUUGCCUGGCAGGGAGCUCGCGGGAGCUGAGCUCAACUCCUCGGCCAGCAGGUGAUGUGGCUAACUACGCGAGGAGCCAGUUAACUCGAGACGAAGACCCGGAGACGACGAGACACGGGACCCAGGCUUGAGUCCACAGACGAGCCCAGAACACGCCCGGGACUGCCCCUUGAUGCUCCUGGGCGUGGCCUCGCUCCGCCUUCGGACACGCCCCCUUCGAGACCUUUCCCGAAGGAUCCCGACCGAGCAUCACGUGCCCCACUCGGGCUGCCACGUCCUCACUUGCCCUCUCUCUCAGACCACCACGUCCCCCCUUGCCCUCUCUCUCAGGCCAUCACCAGGACGAUGUCCCCUAUGCCUGGCUGACACACCGCACUUACUCUGGUGCUAGAGAGAGGCUCCAGACGCACAGUUGCACUCCUGUAACAGCAGCUGACGCGAACACCAUAGUGACACCAUUUACGUCACUACACAUGUGUAAGGAAGUCGGAGCACCCGGAGAAAACUCAUGCAUGCGAGGAACUAACACUUUCCUAUACGCCAGGGACACCUGAUAUCAGACCACACUUUGCUGUCCUGCAUUCUGCCGGCGAGCCGGGGUGUUGCACCUCCUCGAUGCCUACGGGAAGGGAGCCUCGCAACAUUUUGUAAUUUGUCCGAUCCACCAACCAGGAGCGGCUCGUCCAUAUCGGCGGACGAGGCAGUCGCCUAGGGCACCAAGUUAAGUGGGGCGCCAAAUUCGAGGAAAAAAGAAGUAGAUACAAAUAAAAUAAAGAAGAUGUCAUUAUUUCAAUUCCUGUGUACAUAUAGAGGGAAUAUGAAUUAUAAUUCAUUUCUCAACAUUUCUGAGAAUGUAUCAGUGUCAAAUAUUUUGAAGUAAAAUAUUUAGUUAAAAAAUAAACACCGAAAAUCGGACUGAAAUAUCGUCCAGCUUCGUGUACAAAUCUAUUCCGAAAAUGUCGUGUCUCUCUUUUAUCUGACCUCAGAAACAUUGGUUGGACAGACUGAUGGACAAAUCAAAUAAUUAUGCCUCUUUUAAAAAAAAUACGCUUAAAAAACAUUAAACAGAAAUCGUGGGCAAAAUGUUUCCCAGUUUACCAAAAACCUCAGCCGAGAUCUGCCCUUGGGGUUUGGGGCUGGGGGUGCCGAUUGACACGGUUCGUCUCGGGUGCCAGUUGCUGACAGUUAGUCUCGGGCCGCCCCUGCUACCAACCCUCGCCUCCACAGCGCUGGAUUACAGGCGUGCACCACCACUGCCGGCUGUAGCAUUCACGUUGAUGUCUGUGAUGAGAGACGGCUGCCAGGAUUUGAAUCAAGGAUUCAGAGGUCCCAGCUCAGCGCUCUGACCUCUGAGCCUCCUGGCUACCUGGCCGCCUGACCUCCAUAUUCGUUUAUUUGUUAUUUUAUCCACUCCACUUUAAUUGAUUUUCUUCUCACAACUAUUCACGUUGGGCAGCGGAACAUGGGCCUCAGAGCCCAUCCCUGGGUCCUGCGUGGCCCAGCCAGGCCCAGGUGCUGGGCGCCUCGUGUUCCGUGCUGUGCCGCCACCCGUGGGUGGAGCGUCCGCCGCCACCGCCACCACCGCCCCCCGACAUCCAGGCCCUGUGCAAGAAGAUGGCCGACGUCAAGGUGCUGGAGUAUCUGGCGGAGACCCGGCAGGCCGCCGUCGCAGAGCGCCGCCAACGCAUCGAGGCCCUGGAGGCGGCGAACGAGCGCCUGGCACAGGAAACCCGGGAGGCGGAGGAGGCGGCCUUCCGAGACGUCAACGCCACGCUGGCCCAGCUCCAGAGACACCAGAAUGCGCAAGCCCUCCUCGAGGAUCUUCACGGGCGGGAGAUGUCGGAGGCCAUCGCUAACGAGCAGCGUGUGGAGGACGCAAUGCGACAGGACGUAGCCGAGCUGGAGCGGCGGGUGCAGCGGGCGGGGGUGCAGCUGGAGGAAGCGCGAGCCAACCUGCGCUCGCUGCGGGCGUACCACGGCAGGGAGCGGCCCCUGCAGGCGGCGCGGCAGGCCCAGCUGCAACGCCAGCUCCAAGCGCUUCAGCGGCAGCAGGAGGUGGAGGAGGCAGAGGAGCGCCGGCAGGACGAGGAGCAGCUGGAGCGCACCGCGGCUCAGGACGCCUUCGCCCAGGAGGCCCUGCUGCUCCGCGUUGCACAGGAGCACCUGGAGGAGUUCCCCCAUGAUCUGCGGACGAAGAUCUUCCAGAAUGCGGGCUUAAGGAAGGAAAUUGAGAUCCAGGGGAAGGAGGUCGCCGCCCUGCGCUUGCUGAUCCCUGCCCUGCAGCGGGAGGUUCGCCAACUCGCGGCUCAGGCCAGGAAGCAGCUCCACGCGUCCCCCUGGCUCCUGCCGUCCACUCGCGAACCGGCGCCCGACGAGGAAGCAGAGCUGGACAUCCCCCGAGAUGAGGAGCUACCUUUUUGAGGAAAAGCUAAGCUCCCCGCUCCUGAGCAUCCUCAUCAGCAACUAAAGAACCUCAAGUGUACCUCUUUCAUGGGAGGGAAAGUCAGUGUGUGUGAGGCCAUAGUAAUAGGAAGGUGAUUCAUCGGGUAAAAUCCAUUCUUAUGCUCACGAUAUUUGCAGUGAAUCUUGGAUACGAAUCAUGAAAACAUUUAGUUACUUAUUUACCCAGGAACGCCAGACUGAAGUCUGCAGACUCUUCCUGCAUUGGGAUGUUUGUCCAAGACCAAUUACAGUACAUCAUUGGACUUUUUCGCGAAUGUUAUACGAAGCAGAACCGAGCGAGCUAAAUAGUCAAAACUAGACCCCAACAAAAUAUAUAUUCUUGAAGCGAACUGUGACUCCGAAUCGUGAUAAUUAAUUUAAUCACUGGAGGGUGAAUUGUCAUGUCCCUAGUAAAUGAUCCUGUGUGCCAUUACAGAAUGUGUGCCAUUACAGCAUUUGUGCCACUCGCUUGUGGCAGGCUUAGGCGGGGGCGGAUCCAAUGAGGGUGCAAUGUGGUGAUGCCACCCCCUUGUUGAGACCCAGAAAACUGGUAUUUUUAGUGAGAUUUACAAGAGUAGGUACAUUCAACGUUUUAAAAGUUAUUAUUAAUGUCGGGCCCUCUGCAGAUAGCAGCCUUAGCGAGAGCUACUACUCCACCAAACUGGAACGCUGAUCAACAUUGGACCGAGGUCUAUUCAAGAGUCUGCCUGGUACCCACUGCUGCUGUGAACUCAGGCGCGGUGUGUGUGGAUGUAUGCUGCUGUCCCUUUAAGUUGCCAAUCCUAAGUAAAAGCGAUACAACCACUCCGGUAUUGUACCCUACUCGAAAUCCUAAGUAUUUGUCGUAUUAAUGCUAUAUAUGCGUAUAUUCUCAAAAUGUCGGCUUGGUUGAUGGAAUUCACGGUGUUUAUUAAACUUUGUAACUCUG
Lethenteron reissneri (Far Eastern brook lamprey) is the source of this 3459-nucleotide messenger RNA. Its product is annotated as trichohyalin-like. The record is from RefSeq and is a predicted model, not a curated record. Lineage: Eukaryota; Metazoa; Chordata; Hyperoartia; Petromyzontiformes; Petromyzontidae.